ACCGCGAGAGCUUUCGAACGGGGAGCCCGUGCUGCGCGCGACAAUCUCUCCCGCGUAUUUACGUACGCAGCACAUUCAACCCUAAAUCCAAUUAAAAAAACAAUGUGUCAGUGACCGCUAAUCACCUAUAAUGGGAUAAUAGUGUAAUAGGUUAUUAGUUCAUAGUUUUUCUUGUGUGGAAAAUGUUUUUGAAGGAUGUGAUUUCGGAAAAAUGUUGAGGGCGUCCCGCGCGCGAUGUUUGCACGUAGGAUUGCUGUGGUUCAUUUUGUGCCUAGGCGACGUAGAUGGACUUAUAGAAAUAGUGGAAGAGCAACAAUGUCACGACAGCGAGUUCCGACUCACAUGCCGGGACCUAGACUCUCACAUCGCAGUAUUAGAGGCGUGGUACACCUCCGCAGAAAACUACCACAUCAACACCACCCACGAGAGCCUCAAAAUUAAAACCGAAAACGAUUCGGAACUAAACAGAGUUUACGUGUAUUCUAGUCCUAAACAUAAUGGGGUUUACCAGCCCACAAAUCAUUCCAUGUUAGAAAACACCUCGAGUAUAAAUAAUACGUUUGAUUUUAAUGAUUUUGUUAAUGAUACCUCGUUUUUUAAUGAGACGGUGGAUGUGUCAGUGGAUUACGUGAAUGUGUCUGGAUGUGGUGUUCCGACCUUCGCGAGGAGUUACGCCAGUUGGCGGGAGGGAGAUAAGAGGAGACGGAUCCAGUCGAGAGAAGCUUCUGUCAAUUUGAGAGCACCUGUCAGUUAUAGAUGUACAGGCGUGAAUCAUUGCAACUUUCUGCUGUAUGAGGACUUUCCUCCGUCGAAGAGUUGGUCGCCAGGAGCUGUGUUCAUUAAAUAUGCUUGUUUUGAUGAUACGUUAUCAGUCCACUACUGCAACAGAGAAGUGACAAUAGCCGAAGUCGGAGAAGACAGCGAGGGGUACAUCAGAACCCCGGGGUAUCCGCACUUCUAUGUCGGCGACGAGUGCCGCUGGCGGUUGCGGGUUAACCCCGAGCAGAGGGUUAGGGUCACGCUUAUGGAUGUCAGUUUGAGAAGUAUAGGGCCUUUUGAGAACCGCUGCACGGACUUCGUGACGGUUCAGGACCAGAAUGGAGAUUCCCUCCUGUCUUCCUGUGAGCAGGUGGAACUGCCUCUAAGAUUGACAUCAGUGACCAACGUCGUCGAUGUCGCCGUGGAAGCUAAGUCCAAAGGAGCUUACCCUAAGAGAGGGGUGCUGUUACAUUAUAAAAGUAUAGGUUGUGUUACGCCACAAGCGCCAUCUAACGGCUACCUAGUGUACCGCAACGAAGACGUAGCUCACUACAUGUGCAACGUCAACUUUGUUUUCGUGGACACGCGACAGAGGGCGCGUCUAUUAUGGUGCUAUGAUGACAAUAGAUGGAACGACACUGUGCCUGUGUGUGUCGAAGAGGCUACUCAGACGACGGUACCAGCCGUCGAAGAUUUAGUUGAAGCAAGAGGGGAAAAAUACGACCUGGCGCCACGCGACGUACCCGAUAUGAUGGUUGACAUAGUCAUACCAUCACUACUUAUAGCAGCGUUGUUCGUCGGCAACGCUUUAAUCGUCCUCAUCAUAUACAAAUAUAGGAAACGAAAAGAAGGCGAUGAGGUCGAAGAUGAGUUUAACACCAUUCCACUGAGUGUCAACGGCAACGUGCAUAGUGCCGGCAACGCGGUUUAGUCAUCUUACAACACAGGACGGUUUCACGCGGACGACUAUACUUUCUACUACGGAAGAAACGCAAGUUGGCCUACGUAUAUGCAAGAUGACCUACGUAUAUGUACAAGUUGACCUACGUACUCUUGCGUAGUGGAUAGUGAAUUUAUCGAGACUAGGACGACAAGAUUAUUUUUUGCUUUUUGACAGCCUUUUUGUAAUUUGUAAACUGAAUCAAGGCAUAUUAAGUGUUGCGGUAUUUCUCACAGAUUUUAUGUUCCUUUAAACAUCUUAAUUAUGUAAAUGUCACCGUAAGAUUUGGUUAUAAUUUGUAAGAGCAAUAGUAUUUAGGUUAUUUCGAUCAUGUAAGUAGUAACUUUCGUAAUGUGGAGAUAGCGUUGUCGAAAUUAAUUUAAAACUGUAUGCUGACAUCAUUUCAUUUCUAUUUAGUUAAUUUAUUAACACACUUUAAGUGUCUCACGGCUGAAUACUAGAAAUAAAUGGCGAUUAUUUAACCUUCAGAUUAUCUUAUUGCCGAGUCUAGAUAAAUACAAAAGCGAUUAUGAUAAUGCAUUCAAAAGAUAAUUGAGAUUACAAGAAAGAUACAAGUUUUAUUAUGUCUUUAACGUAAAGCGAGGUAAUUGCUGAAGUGAAAAAAAUCUAAUUACAACUACAGCAGCAUCAUAUUGACUUUAAUUAGUCGUCGGCGUGCAGGCGUCCUUAAUUGAUUUGAACUUUGAAGAAUGUAGGAUGUUGACAGCUCGGCGGUGCGGUCGCGUCGCCGGUCUGUCGACAGCCUAAAGCAACACGCUUUCAAUAUCCAACAUGGCGACGACGCCAGCACAACUUGGCGACCUGUGUUAGCGACUUUAUUUAAUUGGAUUUUAUGAUAGUAAAUAGGGUCGUUGAUACAAGUCGCUGUGUUGUGCUAGAAGGUCCCCGUGUUGGCCUAAGCGUAUUAGGGUUACCUUAUUUAUUCGUUAGACUCAAAUAGAACGCGAAAUAGUCCAAGUUUAAUCUUUCUUAGGACCCUUUUAGGUAUUAAGUAAGGACUGAUAUUGUUAUAAAUACUCUAUUAGAUUUUUUUUUAUUUUCUAUCGCACCUUCACUGGCUCUGUUGACACGUCAAUUAAGUACCUAAUGUUGAUGCUUGAUCGCUCUAGGCUAGUCUAUGCUCUAGGUACCUUGUGAUUAUAAUUUCUUCUGUAAUUGUUGAUGUUUUUGUAUUUGGCGGAGUAUGUAUAAAUUCUGUAAUGAAUAAAAAGCACUUUAUCUUU
Messenger RNA from Helicoverpa armigera (cotton bollworm), 2943 nucleotides. RefSeq lists its product as uncharacterized. Bases 212 to 1690 code for a protein of 492 amino acids. The transcript is spliced from 9 exons. The record is from RefSeq and is a predicted model, not a curated record. NCBI's taxonomy places the organism in Eukaryota, Metazoa, Arthropoda, Insecta, Lepidoptera, Noctuidae.